AUGUCGCAGGCGUCGCAGCGGCUCGCGCCGUGGCGUCCCAAGCCCGGCGCGCGCGUCGCCGAGAUGCUCGCGAGGGCGCGCGAGGCGUUCGAAGCCUCCGCGAACGACGCCGCCGACGACGACGCGAGCCGCGAGCCGCCCAUGAUCCUUGUCGCGAGGAAGGGCCCGACGUCGUUCGCGGUGCACGAGCGCGGAGGGCGCGCGCCGUUCGUCCUCUCGCUCGGCGCCGCGCAGACGUGCUCGUGCGGCGGCGGCCUGCGCGCGGGCCCGGCGGCGGCGAACACUUCGAGGCUCCUCGCCGAGGCUCGAAGACUCGCGGGGGGUGCCCCAUCAUCGUCGUCUGUUGACGCCCCGGAAAUCUGCGCGCACAUCCUCUUCGUGAUGACCAAGGUGCUCAGGGUCCCGAGGUCCAACCCGAUCGUGUGGCAGGUGUCGUUGGUGGACAGGGAGCUCGACGAGGCGCUGCGGUGCGAACGGGGCGGCGCGAGACGACGACGCGAGACAAACCCGACGUUUUUUUCGCCCAACCGACCCCAAACCGACGACGCCAAAUCGUCAUCAGCGCCAUCCCUCGGCGACGCCGCCGCCUUCCCGGCGCCGCGACCGCUGGAUCCGCACGAGCCGUGCCCCAUAUGCUACGACCCCAUGCGUCACGAGGACGUCGCUAAUGGGCGCACGGUGCACUGCGUCCACGGGUGCGGGCGAAGCGUCCACGGCCGAUGCCUCAAAGCGCUCCAGACGCACAUAGCUCAGACGCAGACAUCUAAUCGCGGGGCGCUGACGUGCCCGAUGUGCCGACACGCGUGGGGCGCGUUCGAGUGGCCGCGCACGCGUGGGUCGACGCGUGGACAUGCGACGCGUGGACGUGUGACACGUGGGAUGACACGUGGCGUAUCGUGCGGCGGGUGUCGCGUCGUCGUUCGCGGGGUCCGUUUUGACUGCGCAGCGUGCGAGUCGUUUCACCUCUGCGAACGAUGCUUCGACGCCGGGACGUGCCACGUGGCGCACGCGUUCGAGCGCGUCGACGAGGCGGCGGGUGGGGUCGGGGCGGACGGCGUGCCGGUGGAGCGGCCGGAGGGAGCGAGGGGGGGAGGCGGCGGGCGGGGGGGCGAGGAGACGGCGCGGCGGCGAAGGCGGCGAAGGCCCGCGCCUGUCGCACACGCAAACGCAAACGUAGGCGCAAACUCGAGAGGCGGGGGGGCGCGAGCGGCGGCGGAGGAAGGCGACGCGGCGGGGUUGAGCCUGCGGGGGACGUCGCUCGGGCUCAGCGCGAGGCGCGGCGAGGCGGAUGGCGGAUCGUCGGGUUGGGGGACGCGGAUUUAGAAAUUAGGACUGUCAAGCAAGAGUUUGUGUUU
Messenger RNA from Micromonas commoda, 1355 nucleotides. RefSeq lists its product with no specific name. NCBI's taxonomy places the organism in Eukaryota, Viridiplantae, Chlorophyta, Mamiellophyceae, Mamiellales, Mamiellaceae. Gene Ontology annotation, molecular function: zinc ion binding; ubiquitin protein ligase activity. Bases 1 to 1323 code for a protein of 440 amino acids. The record is from RefSeq and is a predicted model, not a curated record. The transcript has a single exon.